CUGCCCCGGUACACCGCCCCCAGCAUGUCAUACUUCACGAACCGCAUGUUCAUCAGAAGUGCUGCUUGCACUCCGACAACCAUCUAACAUCCAGCUCACCGUGUGCAACACAAAGGCCAGCUGCUCUUACUGCUGCUGUUAGGCGCACAGUCGGAUUUUCAAGCAAACUUUCCACGGCUGCGUUCUGCACAGCGGGGACAGUUGGACAUCCGCAGGUAAUUCCAGUGCAUCCUGAGGUUUGGUCGACAUGCUGGGGAUCUGCGUGUGUCUUUGUGCGCUUUUCACACACGUCCUCUCUCAGGAGGCUGAAGAACCUGUGUCCUACACAUGCACAGAAGGAUAUGAGUAUGACCGUGUUAGAGAGCAGUGCAGAGACAUAGAUGAAUGUGCCUUGUUAGAUGAUGCCUGCAAAGGAGGGAUGCAGUGCAUAAACCACUUUGGCGGCUACCUCUGCCUACCAAAGAGCGCAGUCAUCUACAUCAGUAAAGAAGGGGAGCAGGUGCCACUGCCAGAGCCAGUGCCCCCUGUUCCUCCAGCGCCACCAAGCCAGCCUCAGCCCCCUCCACGGGUUUUCCCAGGCAGUAGAGGUGGAGGAGGAGGUGGUGCAGCAGGGGGUGGUGGUGGUGGUGGUGGCGGCUCACAGCCCAUCCGGACCAUACGCUGUGCCCCUGGAUUCACUGCAGAUGAGCAGAACCUGUGCAGAGAUAUUGAUGAAUGUGCAACAGGACGACACACCUGUGGUCCAGAGCAAACAUGCUACAACACCAGAGGCUCCUACACCUGCCAGUGUCCUCAAGGCUACCAGAGGAGUGGAGAGCACUGUAUAGACAAAGAUGAAUGUUCCCUGACCCACUACUGCAUGCACAGGUGUGUGAACACUCCUGGUGCGUACUACUGUGAGUGUAACGUGGGUCACAAACUGGCCAGCAACAACCACAGCUGCAUCGAUGUGAAUGAGUGUGAUGUGCAAAGCCCCUGUCAGCAUAACUGCUACAACCUGAUUGGCUCCUUCCUGUGCCAGUGUGAGCAGGGCUACGAACUGGCACAUGACUCCGUCUCCUGUCAAGACAUCGAUGAAUGCAGCUUCUCCAGCUACAUGUGUCAGUUCCAGUGCAUUAACAGCCCAGGAAGUUACUCCUGCGAGUGUCCUGAAGGAUAUCAGCUACAGGGAAACAGGUUGUGUCAAGACAUAAACGAGUGUGAUAUGGGAACCCAUAACUGCCAAGAUGAUGAAAUGUGCUGGAACUAUUAUGGAGGUUUUCGCUGCUAUCCCAGAAAUCCCUGCGAGGCGCCUUACACCCAAACCACUGAAAAUCGCUGUAUCUGCCGGUCUCAGGCCGAGUGCCAGAACCUACCACCGUCUAUCGUCUACAAGUACAUGAGCAUCCAGGCCGACCGCUCUGUGCCAGCUGACGUAUUCCAGAUUCAGGCCACCAACAUCUACGCCAACACACACAACACCUUCAGGAUCAAAGCUGGCAAUGAAGGAGGAGAAUUUUUCCUGCGGCGGUCCAGUAACGUGAGUGCCAUGCUGGUGUUGACCAAGCCUCUGAUGGGCCCCAGAGAGUACGUGGUGGAUCUGGAGAUGAUCACUCACCAUCUGACCAUGAACUACCGCUCCAGCUCACUGCUGAGACUCACCAUCAUCGUCGGGCCCUACGCCUUCUGAACACAGCUGGUCCAAUAAGUCAGUCCAUAAACAUAACAGUGUAACGCAGCAGAUGCCUGUAACAGCAUAGCAUACUGUACAUUUUCAUACAUUAUGUCCAUACAAUGUAUAACUGAGGCUGUAUGGUGCAGACCAGCCCAAAGCUAAGCAGCCACAGCCAGGCUGGAUUCAUGUUGUGAUGUGUCCACCAGGCGUCUUUUCCUAUCAGGGUGAUAAUAGUCACUAUUUAGACUUUGCAACAUUUUUCAUCUUUAAAGUUGAAAUAUUUAGACUUUAAGUGCCUGAAACAGACACAAAAACUUUAGGUACACGCAAAAAUGUACUAGAAGCAGCAUUUUUACUAAAAAUGAAUGGGAACAGAACAGAGGCACUCAGGAAAAGAAGCCUGGUGGACACACAUCCUAAGAGUAAUGAAUUUUUGAUGCCGGCCCAACUACAUUUAUCACUUUGUUCAGAACAAAACUGCUUAGUAUAACCUGUGUGUGCAUCAGUGACGCACUCUGAUGAAAGAAAACUUAUUUUAUAUGAGCAACUAAAUAACUUUUAAAUCACUGCUUCUGUUGAUUUCGUAGGGUUAGACGGUUGCGCUGUGCGAUUCAUGCGAUUUUGUGUAUAGUUUUACUCAUGACUUAAAAUUUCCAAGUGUGAAACAGAUGAGGAGUGUAAAGGGAGGGUAUUCACCGGUGAGUUGAGUGAGUACUGAAAUGACAACAGGCUUGAUGCCUAUAGACUUUGCUCAGAGGAGUUAAGUCAUGUACAUACUUAGGUACAAAAUAUGUGUGUGCAUGUUUGUGUGAGUAUUUGCGUGCGUGUGUGUCUGCCUUCGUUUGUGCCUGCAAGCUAGAGAAGUGUGAACCGCAGAGGGAGAGGAAGAGGAAAAAAGGAAAGAGUGAGAAAGAGCUUGUUCGCUGCCCCGGGUUCGGUGGAUGUGGUCGAGCUGUUUAUGCGUCUGUACGAUGCCAGCUUAACAACCGUCGGUCAGCGAGGCAAUAACAGCGAACUCAAGAACACGCACAGGAUAUGACAGCUUUCGUAACACACCUUUGGCAGGAUGCGGCCUUUUCUCUCUCUGUGUUUGUUUGACGCCAGUUGACCGAAACAGCCGAGUUCUCCGAAGUCACACUGGCACCAGACCGGCUUUCCUGAUACAGAUAAUUAUAACGCUUUGCCCUGUGGCUCGGUUCAUGUGUGACGCGGUUGUUAAACUGUUAAUGCGGUGCCACCACUUUUUAACAUUUCUUUGGCAGAAUGAGAAACCUCUCAGUACCUGCUUGGCCUUCUGUGACUCCGUGUGUCUGCUCUGGCUUAUUGCUGAAACACUGUUCACCACAGCUCUGAAAGAAAGCCAGCACUCUGAUGAUCCAUAUGAAAAUAGUGCCUUAGAGGUAUACACACAGAAAAUGUAACACUUGUAAUCAUUUGUGCUGUUAAAACUUCCUUCAGUGACAAUGCCUUAAUGUUUUCUUCUUCUAUUUAAAAUAGCCAAUAUAUUUUUUCACAUGUAUCUUGAAUUGAUUGUACUCUGAAGAACAGAAGUUAUAUUGUUGAAUAAAAUAUGAUGGAUAAACAGGGA
Messenger RNA from Sphaeramia orbicularis (orbiculate cardinalfish), 3242 nucleotides. RefSeq names its product EGF containing fibulin extracellular matrix protein 1 (gene efemp1). The record is from RefSeq and is a predicted model, not a curated record. Gene Ontology annotation, molecular function: calcium ion binding. The coding region runs from base 248 to 1669 and encodes 473 amino acids. Lineage: Eukaryota; Metazoa; Chordata; Actinopteri; Kurtiformes; Apogonidae. The transcript has 11 exons.